Molecule: messenger RNA, 872 nt
Organism: Drosophila miranda
Lineage: Eukaryota; Metazoa; Arthropoda; Insecta; Diptera; Drosophilidae
Product: methyltransferase-like protein 23
Exons: 2
Coding region: 122-865 (247 amino acids)
Cellular component (GO): nucleus; cytoplasm
Source: RefSeq, a predicted model, not a curated record
UCUAUCGCUUGUAAUAUACCAUCUCGAAUCAAACAGGUUGUAAACAAAAACUGAAAAAUUGCAGUUAACAAUACAAAAAAAGAAGAAUACCCGUCACCCCCAUCCGCAUGCUUGUGUUAAAAUGCGUUUCCACAUGAAGAGCGGCAGCGAUGACGACAUUGUGGCAGCCACAGCUACUGCCGAGCAUAUACGGAAAUUCGUUUUCACCAGCAGCCACGCCGCCGAGCGUCUGGAGAUCAAAAUCCCCGAGCUGCUCCAAGGCGCUUACUCCUUCUACACAUGGCCCUGUGCGCCGGUCUUGGCACAUUUCCUGUGGGAACGGCGACAGACACUGGCCGGAAAGAGGAUUCUGGAGCUGGGCAGCGGCACUGCUCUGCCGGGCAUACUGGCCGCCAAGUGCAACGCCCAGGUGGUGCUCACCGACAACUGCAUUCUGCCCAAAUCUCUGGCGCAUAUCCGCAAAUCCUGUCUGGCCAAUCAACUGCAGCCCGGCGUGGACAUCGAUGUGGUGGGCCUCAGCUGGGGCCUGCUGUUGAAUUCUGUAUUCCGUUUGCCACCGCUGGACCUCAUCAUAGCAGCCGAUUGCUUCUACGAUCCCAGCGUCUUUGAGGACAUUAUCGUGUCGGUUGCGUUUCUGCUGGAGCGGAACUGCGGGGCCAAGUUCAUAUUCACCUACCAGGAGCGAAGCGCCGACUGGUCCAUAGAGGCCCUGCUAAAAAAGUGGAAGCUGCAGGCGCUACCCAUCAACAUGGACGACAUUGGUAAGGAGUCAGGCGUGGAUGUGCUGGAGUUUAUGGGCGGACACACCAUUCAUCUGCUCGAGAUUACGCAGGCUGAGAACAGUGCUACAAUAAAUACAAUAUAAUGAUUAA